Eurytemora carolleeae is the source of this 3078-nucleotide messenger RNA. RefSeq lists its product as uncharacterized. Gene Ontology annotation, cellular component: nucleus. Bases 38 to 2827 code for a protein of 929 amino acids. The record is from RefSeq and is a predicted model, not a curated record. The transcript has 21 exons. Lineage: Eukaryota; Metazoa; Arthropoda; Copepoda; Calanoida; Temoridae.
AAAUUCCAGAAAUGACAAAAUCCUGUUAAAAUGCAAAAUGGCGGAUUGCGAUGCAUGCCCAGGAUGCGGAGCAUCAGCUCAAUCCUUUUCUCAGAGGUUGAUAGUAGAUGACUGCGGACACAAGAAAUGUCGGAAAUGUCUACUGGUCGAAGAGUCCUCCUGUAGUCAGUGCUUUAUUCAAAAUGUUCCAGAGGCAGUUCAAACCAUCCAAGAUGAACGAGACCUUCACUUGAGGUUCCAGGAUACGCAGUCAGAUACUUCGACGUCAACAUACGCAGAACAGUACGCUAAACGCAGGUGUCGCGAGAACUGCAGUCAAGCUAGCAGUAUCCCUACCCUGGCCUCUAUAAAUACAGUUAUUUCGGAUAAGGAUCUUGAAUCUCAAGAAAGAGAAGUUCUCGGCAAAAAUCUUUCUUUGUCAGCUGAAAUAAAAUCUCCGGCUCAUCAUGAGUUCCUCUUUCGGCGGCCGAGUAGCCGGCCAAGUUCGAUAGGAUCGCCCGUCUCUAAUUUACAAUACUCUAAAGGAUCUUCGGUAUCCAAUACACACAGGUUUGAAGCCAAGAGAACAUCUGUUAUUGUUCACACUGGAGCCCAACCACCACCCCCACCGGCACUCCGAACCACCCCUGAACCAAUCCAAUAUGGCCGCCGGAACUUUGACUAUGUUAAUGUUAUACCCAAUCACGCCCCAGCACAACAAGUCGUCAUUCAUCCCUCUUCCUACACGAAACCUUUUCAAGAACUCGCCCCUCCCCGGCCUAUGGACGAUCGGCCGGUUGAGACGAUUAUUCCGGACUGCAAUGCCGAUGAAUAUUCCGAUCUGAGUGAGCUCACGGGAAGAUCUGAGUUAGAAGAUGGAGAGCUAAAUACUGUUAAGGUGGAGAGGGUGUUCGAAUGGGUUGACGGGAACAUCAUCAACUCCUCCUCCUCCCCCUCCUCAUCCAGUGAGAUUUCUCUGUGUGAUACCCCGAGCAGAAGACGAGAAACAUCCAGCCCUUCUUUUCAGAAAACGGAUUUAAAAAAGAAGAUUAAUCCUGAACAAGAAAAUCAUGCAAAGGAGGUAAUACAGCGCGGGAAACAGCUGAGCAGAAACUUCCUCUCCGAGAUCAGGAAUGCGUUGGACGUUGCUGAUGCUAUCCCAGACCAUAUAGUAUCCAGAGAUAACGAAGCUGGAAAUUUGUUUCACUGCACAACCUGUUCUAAGGAUUUUAAGAAAGGUGCUUUGCGCAGACAUCGGAAUUGUGUGCAGGAGACUGGGUUUACGUGUAGUAUCUGUUCCCGUGAGUUUAAGACCUCCUCCCAUCUUGUUUAUCAUACAAGAUCACAGCACACUGGAGAACGUCCUUUCAAGUGCAAUACAUGCUCAAAAUCUUUCUUCCAGGUUGUAAAGUUGAAGCGCCAUAUUCUUGUCCAUACCGGUGAACGUCCAUUCUCUUGUGAUAUUUGCAGUAAAACGUUUAAAACUAAUUAUCAUUUGAAAGAACACAGGAAUAUUCAUACAGAGGAAACUCACCAUCAAUGUGAUAUUUGCAUGAAAACGUUUGCAGACAGCAAUAAUUUCCGACGGCACAUGAAGUGUAUGCACGGGGAUUUGAAGAAGCAUGUCUGCCGACUGGGAAACUGUAAAGUCUCUUUAAAUACUAAGUUUGACCUGAAAGCCCACAAGAAAACGGUUCAUGGACCCACCCAGCCAGGGUCCUUUGCUUGUGAUACAUGCAACCGUAAGUUCACGAGUAAACGGUUUCUGGAAAGACACAUGAAAACACACAGUGUGGCGAAGUUUGAAUGCAAUGCUUGCCCAAGAUUUUUUAACAGCCAAGAAGAACUAAAAAAACACAAAUCCACAAUUCAUUCUAACCCUCGAUCCCCUUCAGACGAUCGCCAAGCCGAUCCCUUAGUCGAUCCUUUAGCAGGAGAUCUGAAUCCGGAGAACAUGGACCAGGAUCCGGAUGAUCCCGAGCCGGAUGAAUUCGAAGAGUAUAGUAAAGAAUACCCAUCCGGGUCGGUUAAACGUGACGAAUUUUUCCUUGUUAACUUGCAACCUGAGAAACCUGAGAAUUUAACUAAUAUCGAACCAAGAUCUGAUAACUUAAACCUAGAAGAGACUACAUUAGAACAUAUCGAACCAAGAUCUGAUAACUUACACCUAGAAGAGACAAGAUUAGAACAUAUUGCAAAGAAGACAAGAGUAGGCUACACUGACGACACAAGAUUGAAUAAAUCUGGUGGCACAAGAUUAGAUCCGAAUUGCGGGCAGAGAGGAUCAAACUUGAACCAGGGAUUAGGGAAUAAUUAUCAGAACUUUAUGCUUCCUUCAAUCAACCAACUCACCCUUACACGACAGGAUGAACCUAUGCCCCAGGACGAGUGUUCAGCUCCUCCGAAGACUCCGAGAAACCCGAUCCAUCAGCUCUGCAUGGAUUUGAGUAGGGAGGAGAAAAUCACCAUUAAGAUACUCUACCAAGCAAACAGAUUACCGAUUCCCGAGGAGCUCCUUGAUGUUGAGGAACCCCUGGAGGAGGAUGAGAAGGUGGAUGAGAAGGAGGAGAGGGUGGAGGAGGUUGAGGAGAACUUGAACACAAACCUUGAUCAGUCACAGACCGGUCAACAAACUCCAUCUCCAACUAAGAAAUCUAGGAACUUUUCAGGAGAUGAAUUGGAUCCAGUAACGAGGAAGAUGGUUUCCGACGCAGGGAAGCUGAUCCUGUCCAGCGGGUCGGUACACAUCAACAUGAUGGACGAACAGAAGGAGGCCUUCCUUAAAGCUAUGCUCAAGAUAUUACGGAAACGGAAAUUCCAGGAGGCCCCGGUAACAAACACAAACUAAGAAGAAUUUAAACAAGUAAAUCACUAGAUCGGAAAAUUAUAAAAUUUUCAAUUUAUUUUUAUAAGAUUUAUUCAUGUACUGUCAAAUCCCAGUAUCAAAAAAUCUAGUCCGAUUCUUUAAAAACGUCAUAAUAACCAUUUUUUAAAAAUCAAGAAAUAACCAUUUUAGUCUGCAAUAAUACUUAGAUUCUCUAUCGAAAUUGCCAUUAACGCUAAGAAAUUUGAAUCAAAAUUCUAAAAAUAUAGAUUUUU